CAAAGUGCAGUAAAAUCACUAAGAUGCCGUUUUUCUCUCUAAAGAGACAAUCCCCGAGAAUUUAGCAAUAUUUCAUACAAUACUCCUCAAUGGCUUUCCUGUGUCCAACGGGCUUUCUCAGCCACAGGCGACGUAAACGUGGCACACAAGACAACAGUGAAACCAGCCAGGAACUGAUUAAAGAAGUGGAAUUUGAACCAACCAAAAUGAUUGUAGUUCAAGACUUUACUCCAUGUGUGGAAGAUGAACUCGAAGUGAAACGAGGACAAGUGGUGAAAGCUCUGUAUCAAGAGAAUGAGUGGCGGUUUGUAGUAGCAGAAAAUGGUUAUGAAGGAUUUAUACCAUACACCUACUGUUUGCCUGUUGACAAGUCAACCAUAAAACCAGAGUAUGGGAAACAUUUUAUGCCAGAGUCACACCAAGUCAAUGCUAUAGAGAACAACAGUGACAGUGCAAGUGUUCAGACUCUCAACAGCGAAUCAUACCAGGAGUUUGUUAAAAGAAAUCAUGGCCAAUAUUCAGUAUUGUUUGAUUUUGAGGCUGUCCAAGAAGAUGAUGUAAGUGUAAAGCAAGGAGAGAGGGUUGUGGUACUGAAUAAAGAUGAUGCUGAUUGGUACUGGGUCAAGACUAAAGAUGGACGAGAAGGGUUUACCCCUAAGGAAUAUCUGCAGUAUCACCCAGCCACAACACAUCUUGAAUCAAACCAUUUGAACAAACAGACAAACAAAGAAGACUCGCAUUUAUCUCUUCCUGCUUUUCUUGGUGAUGGGGAAAAUAUGAAAUGUGGUGUUAAACAAUUAAAUGCAAUCAGAAACUUUGUUGCUCAAGGGCAAUACGAGCUAACAGUACAUGAAGGAGAACAACUAUUCACUGAUGAUAAAAAUCUUGAUAGAUUGACAUGGAUUUGGGUUUAUUCAGCCAGAACCAGACAGCGAGGUUUUGUUCCUAGAACACAUGUACGCUGGGCCCAAAAUACAACAUUUUUGUAGUGUAAUGUUAACCAUCAACCACUUUCUGGGGUUUGGU
Dendronephthya gigantea is the source of this 1026-nucleotide messenger RNA. RefSeq names its product SH3 domain-containing protein Dlish-like. NCBI's taxonomy places the organism in Eukaryota, Metazoa, Cnidaria, Anthozoa, Malacalcyonacea, Nephtheidae. The coding region runs from base 90 to 989 and encodes 299 amino acids. Gene Ontology annotation, molecular function: protein binding. The record is from RefSeq and is a predicted model, not a curated record. Gene Ontology annotation, cellular component: cilium; cytoplasm. Gene Ontology annotation, biological process: protein localization involved in establishment of planar polarity. The transcript is spliced from 4 exons.